GAAGAGUCUAAUGAGAAUGCUCUUAGUUUAGUUGGUAACAUUUUUUUUUUUUGGGCCCCAAAAAAAAAAAAAAAAACUUUGUCUUUCCUUCCGACAGACCAACAGUUGAUUUCCUCUAAUGAAAUCAAACUAUGCCACGUGGAGGUAAAGCAGGUGUGCCCACUCUCUCGAGUCUCCUCAAGCUUCUUUCUUUUCAUCUGCAAUCGGAGUUUCAACUUCUUCAGGUUCGAACUUCAAACACCAAAACCCUAUCUCAGGCCUCUCUCUCUUUCUCUCUCUCUCAACACUCUCUUCGGGUUUACACACAACCCCUCCAAUUCCCACCACUCACCUCCCUCCACGUGUCACUCUUACAAUAACAACAACAACAACAACAAUAAUAAUGCUCUGCUCGGUCCCACCCGGCAAGUCCGCGUCCAACUGGCUCGACCGUCUCCGGUCCAACAAAGGUUUCCCGACAACCUCCGACGAUGAUCAAAACAACCUCGACCACUUCCUCCUCAAUCAUGACCCAAACCCAAACCCGAACCCGAACCCUACCGAGUCCACUCGCUCCGACUCUGGCUCCACUCAGUCCGACCACGACCGACUCCAUCGAAACAGUACUCAUCAUCAACAACAGCAACAACACAAACAAAUGUACAGUUUAAUGAGCAAUGUCUUGUCGGAGCUCUUCUUCAUGGACGGUGUUGAUGAUGAUGAUCACAUCCAAAGCUCCAAACUUUCCAGGAAAAAGUUUCCCAGGAAACAAACAAACCCCAAAUUCCUAACCUCAACCACCACCACCACCACCACCACCAACAACAACAACAACAACCCUAGUCCCCAAUACGUGACUACCCCAGCAACGGCUUCGUUUGAUUCGAAUAACAGUUUGAAGGAAGUGAAAGAAAAUAAUGUGGAGGAAGAAGAAGAGGAGGAGGGGAAGAAGAUGAAGUUGAAGAAUAAUAAGAAGAAGGAGAAGAGAGAGUUAGUGGGGUAUUCGAGAAGUGAAGUGACGGUGAUUGAUACUAGUUUUGGGGUGUGGAAGAGUGAGAAGGUUGUGUAUAGGAGAAAGAAUGUAUGGAAAGUUAGGAACUUUGGAAGGAAGAGGAAGAGAAUGAAUGGUGGGUGUGAUGAUGACGAUGAUAAUGAUGAUGAUAAUGAUGAUCCUGAUGAUGAUGAAUAUGAAAAUGCUGGUGGGGUUUUGAAGAAAAUGAAAGUUUUGGGUUCGGAUUCUAUAGAGGCUUCCAAUGAAUUUUUCAUUCAACAUUGACGGAGACAAGGUUUGUGAAGUGCUUGACAAAUGUGAAUUGGAGUUUUGACAAGUUGAUCAUGCAUAUGCUUGUUGGAAUGUCACCAGCAAGCAUCAGAAUAAAGAUGAUUGGUUUGCUAUCUAACAUGAUGUCACUCUUAUAUGAUGAAGUUAUUGGGCCAUUUUUAGAAUAUGAGAGGGAGCAUAUGGCAUAAGCAUUGUUGAGAGUAUGGCCAAGCAUCUAUGCCUACUGCCCAGAUCCUCUGCCUUGAAAUGCUUAAAUUACGUUAUUUAUGGCUUUUUAUAGUGUCAUAAAAUAUAAGCUGCAAAUUGCUUUGCACUUUUCUGAGUGAUGAUGUGAAUGUUGCUAAUCAUUUGAUUAGUGUUUGAACGUAAUAAGCAAUUUCUUGGCAGAUUAUUUGUGCCAUUUUUUUUAUAUGUAAUAAACAAUGUUGCUAACAAAUUUUUUUUUUUUGGUUGAUGUGUUUGUGAAUUUUAAUUGGCUGCAACAGCAUUCUGGUUAAUAAAAUACUUUUAAUUGAAUUGUUUUCCAAGAUAAACCUUAUCCAGAAAUACACUUUUUUCUUCCCUUGUGUUGUUGCUCUCAAUGUGAUUAAGACACACCUAGCAAAUUCAUGCUCUUUUUAUUGUUGUGGUACCUCAUCAUUUUUUCUUACUUUGGGACUUUUCAAGUGUUUAUAGUUUCAUAUUAAAAUAUUAAGACAAAUUGAACUUAGAAGAGGUAUUUGAUUGCAGCAAUGUGUAGGAUUGAUUUAGGUUUUCCCUGUGUUCCUGUUGGUGAUAUAUAAGUUUUAAUGUUGGAUCUUAUUGAGGUUGUUUAUUCCAGGAGGCCUAGAAACUAAAAGUUAGACAUUCUCCUAUUUGGUAAUAAAAAUUUUCUGAUCUUUCAUGUAAUUACAUAUGUUGGAUGAAUUAAUAGGUACAAAUGAAUUUAAAUAGUUGCUGAAACUUCAAUUAUUUAACUCAAAGACUGGAUUAAAUGCUGCUGACAUUCAUCCUUCUGCCUUUAGACAGCCUUGAUCUAUCAUAUUGAGCAUGAGGUCUUUACUGAUUCCUGACUCCUCAUUUUAAUGUCACAUAAAAUUUUCUGGUUUUUGACAGACUAUUUGACUUUUUGUGUUUCAAAAUGCUUACUUGACAAUUGACAUUGUCUAUAACUAGGUUUCAUUGUUAAAUGCAUUAUCUAUUGACAAAAUUACAAUGGUGAAAUAAAUUUUAAGUGGUAUUUUUUUUUUCUCUAUUUAGUAAUGGUUAUCCUGUGUGUUGUAAGGAUGCAUUCCAUUUGUUUCUAUUCAUCCAUUAUUAAAAAGCCAUAAUUUUCAUGAAGGAUUUUGUUUUGUUGUCAUCAGUUGAAGCUAUUAUCCUUUCCCCACCCCCUUUCCUUGUAACCGUUGAGGAAUAAGCUCUCUGUCUGACCUCUUUAUAUUUCUGAAUUUGCUUGACUUAAUUAACUAGUAAUAAGCAAUCAAGUGAAUGUAUUAAUUUUUUUUCUCCCUCCGUUGCAUAGAGUUAGUUUUCAUCCCAAUUUAGUUAGUGCCUAUCUGGUUAUGAAGCUACCAAUGGCAGCAUCAUGCAUGACUAUAUGAAGGGGUUUACUCCCAUGACUUUACCUUAUGCAGUGAAUAACUUAAGAGUUUGAAUUCUCCUGAUUUUUUUUUUCCUUGAAAACUUUAUUCCCUUCCUUUAGAGGAUGUAAAAUACUAUGAGCUGUUAAUGGUUCUAACUGGAGAGAAAUCCUGAUUGUAUGGACUUAAGAAUUGUAUAUUUGCCUCUACUGCAUU
Molecule: messenger RNA, 3036 nt
Organism: Quercus robur (English oak)
Lineage: Eukaryota; Viridiplantae; Streptophyta; Magnoliopsida; Fagales; Fagaceae
Exons: 2
Coding region: 383-1255 (290 amino acids)
Source: RefSeq, a predicted model, not a curated record